Messenger RNA from Vicia villosa (hairy vetch), 3031 nucleotides. Its product is annotated as putative F-box protein At3g16210. The coding region runs from base 41 to 1333 and encodes 430 amino acids. The record is from RefSeq and is a predicted model, not a curated record. Lineage: Eukaryota; Viridiplantae; Streptophyta; Magnoliopsida; Fabales; Fabaceae. The transcript is spliced from 2 exons. Gene Ontology annotation, molecular function: protein binding.
AGCCAGAAGAAUAUUUAUAAAAGAAUUGGUCUUUCUCUCGAUGUCCUUCUUGUCCACCGCUGGCUACAAUCAGAAGAUAAUCACGUCGCCUAAGAUGGAGAAAACUGUUACUCCGAAGAGCAAAAAGGUUAGCGAAGACAUACCUGGCGAUGUUUCACUCUCCAUUCUAUCAAAACUGUCUCUAAAAUCUCUCAAGAGAUUUGAAUGUGUAUGUAAACAAUGGUCAAUGUUAUUAGAAAACCCUUAUUUCAUGAAUAUUUAUCGUAAUCAUAUCAUACACACAAAUCAUUCUAAUUCUGAUUAUCAUGAUGAUGAUGCAUCUCUCAUCUUACGCCAUAUUGCGAAAGCUCCUCGGCGAUUGGAGGUUAAUUUGUAUUUGGUUUCUGGUGAGAGGUUUGAGAACAGGCUCAAAUUAGAUGCAUCACUUCCAUCUCAAGAGCUAGAUCAAGACAUUAUAAUUGUGGGUACCGCUAGUAUCAAUGGCAUUUUUUGUGUAACCAGUAUGAAAGUUGAAGAGAAAAAAAUUGUAUUGUGGAAUCCUCUUACCCAAGAAUUGAAGGUCAUUCCUCCUAGUCCUCUAGAGUCUAUUGCACCUUCUAAAUAUUUUGCACCGCAAAUUCAUGGAUUUGGUUAUGACUAUGUUAGGGAUGACUAUAAGGUAAUUCGAUAUGUACGAUUUGAUCAAAGAAGUCUAAUGGCUACUUUUGAUAUUGGUUUGCCCGAUGAAGCUUGGUCCUGGAAUGAGAGAGGUUACGACCCUUUUUGGGAGAUAUAUAGCUUAAGAAGCAACUCGUGGAGGAAACUCGAUACUAAAAUGAAUGUGUUGAGAGUCUGUUUUGCUGAUGCAGAAAUUGUCCGAUUUUACAUGGAUGGAAUGUGUCACUGGUGGACUAAAAGAGAAUCAGUUAGUAAAUGUAGAGAUGAAGUAUAUUUAGUGUCGUUUGAUGUCAGUAAUGAGGUGUGUUUUAGAACACCCAUGCCUGAUGAUAAUUUUGCUCUUGGAUUGGUGGAGAGUCACUUGGUGAUGUUAAAUGGUUACAUUGCUUUGAUAUCAUACUAUAUAGAUACAACUAGUUUUCACAUAUCAGUUUUGGGGGAAAUUGGUGUGAAGGAAUCGUGGACUAAACUCUUUAUUGUUGGAUCAUUGUCUAGUGUAGAGCGUCCUGUUGGAGCAGGGAAGAAAGGCAAUAUAUUUUUCAAGAAAAAAGAUGGAGAACUGGCUUGCUUUGAUUUGGGUACCAAAAUGAUUGAGGAACUUGGCGUCGAAGGAGAUAUGUGUCAGAUGGAUAGGGAUGAUAAGCUUCUAGAAGUUAGUGGAGGUAAAUUCACCUAGCAUAGGAACUGCUGACGCCAAAGAAGUUUAGCUAAGAAUCUUGAUAGAGGCAUGGCUGACUUGAACUGGAGAAUGCAAAUCCAAAAAGCCUUCAUAUAGAUUCUUUGCGUAACCUCUUCUAUUGAGAUAUGGUGGGCUUCCUUUGACAAUAGGGUCCAGGCCAUUCAGAUCUGAGGGAACAUGGAUCUCCCACUCUGACUAUGAGAAAGUAGUUAAGGAUGCUUGGUCCAAUGCUUUUGCUUGGUCUUUAGCAAGGAAGUAUUUGGCAAUGUUUUUAAGAGGAAAAGAGAUAUUGAAAAUAGGCUCAAGGGGAUUCAAAGCAGUUUGUAAAGGGUUGAGUCGGCUAAGUUUGUCUUUCUGGAGAAGGAGCUACAAAAUGAGAUGGAUCUAACUAAUUCUUCAUUGAGAGAAGGUGCUUUAUUCAAAAGUAUAGAGAGCAAUGGAAUCAAUUUGGAGACAAAAACACUAAAUUCUUUCAUGCUCAAUCUGUGAUCAGAAGAAAAAGAAAUAAAAUUUCGUGUACCCAUGAUGAAAUCUUGCAAGGUGAGGCUAGCAAUUUUUUAAGAGUUUGUUCUACUCACCCACUACUACUUACUGUGCUCACCUCUUUUGAAGUGAAUCAAGUUCCAAAAUUUAAUGAGACUCAUUGUACUAUAUUGAUCAAUCCUAUAACAAAUGGAGAGGUGAAAGCGUGCGUGAAUGCGUCGAAUGCGACUGACUGCAGGGAAUCAUCAUCGGAAAGCAACUAUGUACAAUAUGCACCCUUACAAGUCCCUUGGGCCUAAUGGUUUUCACUUUUCAAGGCAUUUUUUUCAAGCUGUUUUGGUGUAUCAUUGGUGAUGACAUUUUUUAUCUUGUUAAGCAAGAUUUUUCAACAGGUUGUAUCUGUGGACUCUCUUGGCUCCUUUGUUGUUUCCUGAUUGUGAAUUUCCUUAGUUCUCUUGUCUAGAAAUGAAGGACUAUAACUAUUUAUGGUACAUAGCAAUACAAUUGAGUGUAUGGUAUUAAAAGUUAUGAGCUUUCUGUAACAGUACUCAGAAAAGAUUGUAACAGAACACAAAACAAAAACAAUGGAAUUUAAUUAUAGCUUCAUUAAUUCCAACAAGCACAAGGAAACAUCUAUGAAAAAAUUGAUUAAAUUAUUCCAUUUCUUUUUGGAAAAUGAAAACCGUUCAGACUUAAUGGAAAGGGAAAAAAAAUUAUUCACAGGGAAUGCCACUAGAGGAGGAGAGAAUAUAUCACUUGCAGCAUGUCUUCUCAUUGCAACGUGCUUCACUAUAUAUGCUGACCCACCGAAUAUUUUUUGUUAGGGAUUUUCACCCUCUUAUUGCCUCUCCUUGGUUCCCCAAUGUUAGGAUCGUUUGCCAUCUAUCCUUGAUUGUUUCUAGUUUGUCCUUUUCUUCAACUCAUAACACUACUCCCCCAUUAACAAGAACCUUGUCCUCAAGGUUAGGAUACAGAAUCUUCAAUUCAUCCCAGUUUUCCCAAGUGACUUCAGUUGGCAAUGUUCCUUCCCACUGAACUUGAACUUGUUGAAUUGGUUGGCUAUUUUGGAUGACGGUGCGACAGUUAACAAUAGCUUGAGGCAAAAUCAAUGGUCCUUCCCACUGAACUUGAACUUGUUGAAUUGGUUGGCUAUUUUGGAUGACGGUGCGACAAUUAACAAUAGCUUGAGGCAAAAUCAAUGGUCCUUGCUCA